GGAAUGAUUUUGAAUUUUGAAUUUUUAAAUUUAAUCUAAAAGAAAUCAGCGCUUAGGAUGCGGGUGUGUUUGCGCAUGAGAUACCAUUUCUUUUUCUUUGUUUUUUUAUGGCUGCGCAGACGACGUAAGCAGAGAUCGAAUGCGUUGCAUGCGUUGUUUUCUCUUAUUCACUCACUCACUCACCCAUUCAUUUGCUGUUUCUUUCGGCCAUGUGCGUGCACCAAUGGUAUUCAGGUUCAGAACAGGAUACGGACAGGAGCACUCAAAAAAACUGUGGCUCUAAGCACAAUCCAUAUUGGAAUGACGAGAGGGGGUUCCGGGUCACAAAUGUGGGAAAUGAGCUGGUUUUUCCCGCUUCUUUUUUGUGGGAUGGGAAUAUUUUUUCCAACAAAUUAAUCUGGACAAGGAAGAUAAAAAUAAAAAUAGACAGUUGCAGUGUUAAAUUGCCGACAAAAGCGGAACGUGCCUAUUACACAUUGAAGUGUAAAGGGUUCCUUAGAACUGCUCCCCCUUAUCCGGCAAAUAAAUAAGAAAUUAGAACAAUAAAGGCACAGAUAGCAGAAGUUUUUUAUUCAAACUCGGAGUCUUGUGCGCCUUUGCUCUUGUAUUAUUGUUCUAUUCGAGGCUCUUGACCAAUGAAUGCAACUAUUACAACAUCAGGAAGCAAAUUAAAUAGAAAAAGAGCGUUCCUUUUCUUUCAAAGAGCUUUUCUUUCAAAGGGCGACCCGACCCCCGGCAAAUGCCUCCCACUCAACGAAAAAAGAAUGGCGAAAACGAAAUGGCCGAAGGAUUAUUCCCGUAUAAAAGGAUCCAAAGACCGAGCAAGUGAGACUCAGCUCUCACUUCUCUGGCUGUAAAAAAGCACAACCUU
Kickxella alabastrina is the source of this 871-nucleotide messenger RNA. RefSeq lists its product as uncharacterized. NCBI's taxonomy places the organism in Eukaryota, Fungi, Kickxellomycota, Kickxellomycetes, Kickxellales, Kickxellaceae. Bases 58 to 396 code for a protein of 112 amino acids. The transcript has a single exon. The record is from RefSeq and is a predicted model, not a curated record.